AUGGAAUAGUGGGAUACAGAGGAAAACUCGAUAAGACCUAUUCAAACUAUAAACAAGGCUGAAAAUUUCUUAAAUUAUAAAAAAACUAAUAAUAAUGAAAGGCCAUAAAAUUAUCAUUCAGAUAUUCAGGUUACUUAAAAUAGCGCUGGUAAAUUCAAGAAUUAUCUCAGCAAUAAUGUAAACAACUUUCCACCUAAAAGUGUAAACAUUGAUGUUACUAAUUUGCAGAAUUUUAAAGCCAAUCAGCAUUUUGGAGAUGAUGAUAUGCAAAAGGUUUAAUUGAGACCUAUGUAAAAAAUUAAUUAAAAUAACGAAAAUUUGCAGCCCUCUUCGGUAAAUUUCUAAUAACAGCCAAAAUAAAACACUCAAAUUGCAACUUUUUAGUCAAGAGCAUUUUAGCGAUGCAUGAAUACAAGUUAAUCUAAAAUAACAAAUACCUCUCCUCGAUAAGAAGAUGAGCAAAUAGAUCCUGUUUACAAAAAAAUGUUCAAGAAUCUCGUAAAAGCAAGGGACAGAAGCCCUUAAAUCUGUGUGUAAACUGAAUAAUUAAUGAAAAAGUAUCCGAAUAACCCUGAUUAAUUAAAAACCUAUUUUUCAACUAAAAAUGAUGACUAAAAUCAAUAAAUUAGGGAGAUUAACAAGUCUUGUAGCUAAAGACUAUUAGAAAAGGGAUAAACAUAUCAAUUAAAGAGAGAAAUUCUUAAGAAAUAUGAAGAAGUUUCCUAAAUGAAAGAUUGUCUCUUCAGGCCCUAAACUAAUAGAUCAACUUCACCAAAGAGAAACUUUUAAGAUUAUAUCAGGGACUAAUAAUAAUUUUAGCUUUCAAAGCAAAGAAAGAUUUAAGAGAAAAUCAUUUAAAUUGAGUAAGAUGAGCAGGAGAAAAAUAAUGCGACCCUUAUCUGCAAAGGAUCUUAAAAAUUACUUCAAAAUAAUGAAAGAUAUAAAAAUAUCUAAAGCCCAUCAGAUGUUUCUAGCAAUCUUUACGAAUAAGGGAAAAAUAAAUUAAUACAAAGAUAGAAUUCUUAUAAUUUAUUGAGCUCGACUCAAUCAACUAAACAUGCUAGAGAUAACUCCUAAAGUAGCAUUUAAGGUAGUAUCAAUCAGCAAGAGUUAUUCCAUCCAUAAAUUAAUAAGAAAUCUUAGUAAUUGUAAAGAAAUGAAAGUGUCGAAAAUAUACUUUACAAAGAUGCUCUAGAUAGAAGAAGAAAUAGCUAAAUUAAGCAAUCAUAAUCAAGAAACAGAGAAGGCAUAAAAAGGGAGAGCUAAAUGAAGUCUGAAAGAUAUCUCAUGCAAUCAUUCAAAGCUGAGUUUGAUAGCGCUGUUCAGAGGUUGCAGAUCGAAUUUAAUAGUUAGAAUGAAUAUGUAGAUUUAUUUAGGGAACUUGGAUUCAUAAAUGAACUAAAUGAGAAAGUUAUUCAGGAACAGAUAAGUAUAAUAGAGGAUUCAUGCAUAAGCACAUUGUUCAAAUUUUCUUAGGAAAAAUAGUUAAAUGUAUAUUAUCUCAUGCUUGCUAUAAUGAAUAUAAAUCCAAACAAGAAAAAGGGUGAACAAGAUCAUUCAGUUAAUGAUUUUUCAUCUUUUGAAGUUUAAUCCCAAUCUAAAGAACAAGUCAAACAAGUUGGAAAUAAUACCAUCUAUGAAAAUGAAGAAUAUAUGUAUGGUGCUUCUAAUUACAGUCCUCCAUACAGAAAAAAUAAAAAGGAUAUAUCAGGAGUUUUAAACUCAAAUAUUAUUGAUGCAAACAAUGGCUUGCUUAUUUUAAAUGAUGAGCAAGUAAAGAUUGUACAUAGGUACUUCUUGCCACUUUAUUAUCAAAGAAAAGAACACCUCAAGCAUAGAAGAAAAUAGUCAAGUUCACCAUAGAGAGUUGAACCCUCAUUUAAACCAGCUCUUACAUCAAAGACAGUGUAACUCGCCGACAAAGUUUUGAAAAAGCUAAAAAACAAUAUGAACCAAAAUAACUCAAAACAUUUCGAUAUGCUAUUGUAACGAGGAGAAGAAAUAAAGCAAAAAAAAUUGGCGAAAUUGUAGGAAAAAAUUGAAACAUAAGUAGACUCUUGCACUUUUAAGCCUUAAAUUUCAUUAACCAGUAGAAAAUUAGCCUAAUCCCAAUCAUCCUAAAAUUUGAGUACAAAUUCUCAAGUCACUCAAAAUAACAGCACCAGAUAUUUAGAGCUACAUAAUGAGCAUAAAAAUAAAAAGAGAUACAGACAAGAUAAAACCAGCGAGUAAAUUGAAUAUGAAAAGGCGAUAGAUGAAUGUACUUUUCGUCCUAAUUAAAGAAAAACCUCAAAUGACAAGACUCCUAUUAUCAAAGGAAAUCUCAGCUCAAAUGGAAAUUCAAACUCUCAUAUUGAGUAGGAUACUAGUAGAAAUAUUGCUAAUGAUACAUAAUCAACAAAUAAUGGGAAAUCUCCUAAAAACAAAUAUCAUCGUGAGUAUAAGCCAAAGCAUGACUUAAUUGAUUAAAAUAUCAGUAUGGAUCAGGAUCUAAUCACCCCAGAGCCACAUAGAGACCCUAUAUAUGUAAUAGCAGUUGAAAUUGAAGGAGCUAAGUAUUAGAUCAAGAUAUUUUAACAUGAUAAGCCAGAAGAAACAGUAAAGAACUUCCUAAAGAAUAAAAGUAAUUUCGAUAUUAACUUAUUUACAUAGAUUUGA
This is a messenger RNA of Stylonychia lemnae, 2658 nucleotides long. NCBI's taxonomy places the organism in Eukaryota, Ciliophora, Spirotrichea, Sporadotrichida, Oxytrichidae. The record is from the annotation of a GenBank genome assembly.